This is a messenger RNA of Alligator mississippiensis (American alligator), 2333 nucleotides long. RefSeq names its product calreticulin (gene CALR). Gene Ontology annotation, molecular function: calcium ion binding. Gene Ontology annotation, biological process: protein folding. Gene Ontology annotation, cellular component: endoplasmic reticulum; endoplasmic reticulum membrane. The coding region runs from base 76 to 1320 and encodes 414 amino acids. Lineage: Eukaryota; Metazoa; Chordata; Crocodylia; Alligatoridae. The transcript is spliced from 9 exons. The record is from RefSeq and is a predicted model, not a curated record.
CUGCUGCAGUGUCCAGGCACUUCUAGGGCUUGUAGUAUCUUAAGGGGGCUGGAGCCGUGCGAGGGACCCGCAGAGAUGAGCCCGUUCUUGGUGCUGUGCGGCCUCUUGGGCUUGGCGGCGGCGGGGCCUGCGGAGUUCUUCCGGGAGGAGUUCGCCGACGGAGAUACCUGGACGAGCCGCUGGGUGGAGUCAAAGCACAAAUCUGACUAUGGGAAGUUCAAGCUGACGGCUGGCAAGUUCUAUGGGGACAGCGAGAAAGACAAAGGAAUCCAGACAAGCCAGGACGCCCGCUUCUAUGCCAUCUCAUCCCGCUUUGAGCCUUUCAGCAACCGGGGCAAGACGGUGGUGGUGCAGUUCACAGUGAAGCACGAGCAGAACAUUGACUGUGGUGGGGGUUAUGUCAAACUCUUCCCGGCCAGCCUGAGUCAGGAGGACAUGCAUGGAGACUCUGAGUACAACAUCAUGUUUGGUCCUGACAUUUGUGGGCCUGGGACCAAGAAAGUCCAUGUGAUCUUCAACUACAAGGGCAAGAAUGUGCUCAUCAACAAGGACAUACGCUGCAAGGAUGACGAGUUUACCCACCUGUACACCCUCAUUGUCCGGCCCGACAAUACCUAUGAAGUGAAAAUAGACAAUGGCAAGGUGGAAUCGGGCAACCUGGAGGACGACUGGGACUUCCUGCCACCCAAGAAGAUCAAGGACCCUGAGGCCAAGAAGCCUGAGGACUGGGAUGAACGGGCCAAGAUUGAUGACCCCACAGACACCAAGCCUGAGGAUUGGGACAAGCCUGAGCACAUCCCUGACCCUGAUGCUAAGAAACCUGAGGACUGGGAUGAGGAGAUGGAUGGCGAGUGGGAGCCUCCGGUUAUCCAGAACCCCGAGUACAAGGGGGAGUGGAAGCCGCGCCAGAUUGACAACCCUGACUACAAGGGCAAGUGGGUACACCCUGAGAUCGACAACCCUGAGUACACGCCUGAUCCCAGUCUAUAUGCCUAUGACAGCUUUGGAGUUAUUGGCCUUGACCUGUGGCAGGUGAAGUCUGGCACCAUUUUUGAUAACUUCCUGAUCACAGAUGAUGAGAAGUUCGCAGAGGAGUUUGGCAGUGAGACGUGGGGGGCCACCAAGGAUGCAGAGAAGAAGAUGAAGGAGCAGCAGGAUGAAGAACAGCGCAAGAAACAGGAGGAGGAGGACAAGAAGCGGAAGGAGGAGGAGGGCGAGGCCGAGGGGGACGAGGAUGAGGAUGAGGAUGAUGAUGACGAGGAUGAGCCUGAAAAGGAGGAUGAAGAGGAGACAGAGGGGCCUGGGAAGGAUGAGCUGUGAGCACGCAGCUGUUGCUGCCCCCGCCUGCAGCAGCCGUGGGAAGGGGAUACUGUAAUGUCUCUAUGAGACCCGAACUUUCUUUUUUUUAUUGGUGUCUUUGUUUUGUUUCUGUUUUUGUUUUGGGGUUUGUUUUUUUUUUUUUUUUGUCCUUAUUCCCAUUUCCCCUCUUUUUCCCCCCCCCUUUUUUUUUUUUUUUGAAACAUGCCCCCAUUGCCAGUAUCAGCCCCGGUCCUGUGCAUAGAGAGGGCUAGGCCUUGGCCCUAACAGCAUCCAGGGUCUAACUUCCAGGAGUUCACCUGUUGAUAGCACUGGCUGCAAGGGAUUAGCAGUGGGCUGGCUUCUGGCAGCUUCUCUCUACGAAGCAGGGCAUGGAGGCUAGAAAUCAGCAUCUCUACUUCUCCCAGGCACCUCCCCUGCUCCCCCCACUCCCUUUUUAUUCCUUCCAAAUAGAAACUGUCCCCAGCCCCCUGCAGGCUUUCAGAAUAUGGGAAGAGGAAGCAGUGUGGGGGGUUGGGAUUGAUACUGGGGGUUGGGGAGCACCAUCCUGCAGGAGUUUCUCUUCCCAGCCCAAAGCUGCUGGGUCUCUACAGCAGGGCUGCAGCUGCCUGCUCCCUCUUUCAUCCCCAAAGCCGGCCCAGAAGUGGCACCUACUUUCAGCCGGCCUCUGAGCUGUGCCAUAUCCCUAAUGGGUAGCCUGCAUAACAGCCUGUUGCAUCUGGGGGUCCAAAGCACCUUUUUCUGUAACAGGUGGCUGGAGUCCCUAGGGAACUGCACAGGCCUUUUAGGUAAUGGGGGGGGGGGGGGCACUGCAGGGUAGAAUGUAAAGAGAAUCUCCUGGGUGAGGAUGCAGAGCUGUGGGGAGGGGGGUGGGGAGCAGAAGACUGCAGGGCCAGGCUUGUUCCUACUACUGGAACUGCACCUGGGGGUGGGUGAGUGUUUGAGGGCUCUGGUCACACUUGAAUGUAUUGAGGACUGAAGAAAAUUUCUAUUAAAUUAACUCUGUGUCUAACCCA